AUGAAUUCACCAGCUCAACACUCUCUUGCCGGAAAACCCAUUGGCCUUAAUGGCCUUGGACUAAUGCGUCUGUCAUGGCACAUCGCACCACUCCCCGACUCCCAAACGUUCCCUAUCCUCAAAACUGCCCUCACAGCCGGCAUGACCGUCUGGAACGGCGCAGACUUUUACGGUACACCGGAAAACAACUCCUUGCAUCUAAUCAACCGCUACCUGACCGCCCAUCCCGAAGAUGCCGAUAAAUUCGUGCUAUGUAUCAAAAGCGGUCUUCUUGAUCAUGCAACAUUCAAAAUGGAUUGUUCACCGGAAGGACUGCGCGUAUUUGCGCAUCGGUCACUAGAAAUUUUGAGGGGAACUUUGACCAAAAUAGAUAUCUUUGGGCUUUCACGUGUUGAUCCUAAUGUUCCUGUGGAAGAGAGCGUGAAAGCGCUUGCGCAGCUACGAGACGAAGGGAAGAUUGGCGGCAUACAGCUUACCGAAGUCAAGGCAGAGACUAUCCGACGCGCAGCAAGCGUGACCAAAAUUGACAUGGUCGAAGCCGAAAUCAGUCUUUGGUCUACCGAAGUCUUUAGUAACGGAGUGGCAGAGGCAUGUGCUGAACAUGGCAUAGUUCUGGUCGCGCACACUCCUCUGGGAGGUGGUAUUCUGACUGGGAAGUACGAAUCAUGGGACGAUCUUCCCGCCAUAAUGAAACUCCGACCCCGGUUUGUGCCUGAGAAUUUUGAGAAUAACGUCAAACUGAUCAAAAAGGUCAAGGAAAUGGCAAGCUCAAAGGGGUGUACUCCAGCUCAAUUGGCGUUGUCAUGGGUUAAGAAGAAGGGUACUGAGCCGGGGAUGCCAGUCAUAGUGCCAAUUGCCGGUGCAAGGGCUCCGGAGACGGUUUUGGAGAAUGUGCAAGAUGCCGAGUUGACUGAUGCCGAUAUGAAGCAAAUUCAGGAUAUACUGCAGUCGUUUCCGGUGCAGGGUGAUAGAUGGCCGGCAGGGCCUGCAAAGCUCAAUGAGUACUGA
Messenger RNA from Talaromyces amestolkiae, 1008 nucleotides. RefSeq lists its product as uncharacterized. The coding region runs from base 1 to 1008 and encodes 335 amino acids. The transcript has 2 exons. The record is from RefSeq and is a predicted model, not a curated record. Lineage: Eukaryota; Fungi; Ascomycota; Eurotiomycetes; Eurotiales; Trichocomaceae. Gene Ontology annotation, cellular component: cytoplasm.